CAUGGUAGAUUCUGCACCGAAUUGUAUAGCAACUCGCUGUUUAAAGUUGGUCUCGUAAUUCGUGUGUGAUUUUUACGUUUAUUUUUUUAAUUUCUGAGUGAAAUUUUAAAAUGUAUACUGUUUCUAAGGGACCCAGCAAAAUUGUAGCUAAAACUCGACGAGGCCUCUCACAGAACUUAGAAAGAUUGGACAGCCGUAAAGAUCACAAUAGAAAGUCUUCUGAGUCCGACAAUGGAGAAAUUAUCAACAUGCCCAAGCCUAUAUUUCAUUCCAAUGGUAAAAAGACAGUACACCAAAGAAUACAACACCAUGUGAUUACACCGCAACAUGAGGAAAUCAUUAGAUAUAUCAGUGAAACCUGGACACAGUCAGCAUACGGUGAGAGUGAACCAACAACACCUACAAGUACAACUGAGUCUGGCAGCUCAUCUCCCGCUCCUCCAUCAAACCUGUACUACCAGGACGAGGCUCCCAGCCCAGUGCUGCGCGACUUCAAGCCCUUCGACCUGGAGACAUGGUGGGGCAAGCGGCUCUUCCAGAACAUCACCAACUCCCUCUGAGUUAGCAGGCGGUAACAACAACAUGUGGAAACAUAAAAGUUGGCGGUAGCGUAAGUCACAAUCAUCUGUAGUUUACUAAAUUUUUAUUUAAACGGUACCUCUUCAUAACUUCUCACGGCUACAGGAAGCAGAUCGUUCUCUCAUUAAACUGAAUUAGGUAGUAGUUUUGAGAUGAUGAAUGAGUAGAAUCUAUGCUAAUCCUGUUGCUUCUGGUUUUGACUGAAUUCAAUAACAAAAUUGUAUCAUAUUUGAUCUGAUUAUACAGUUUGUUGUCAUAAUGCAUCUCUUGUAUCACAGAAAUUCAUGAAUGAUCCUUCAUUAUCAACUUUUAAGGAAAUAUCAAUUAAUUUGAAUGUGUAACUCUUUGCUGUCAGUUCAUUGGCUAUUACAAUGUAUGCUGCUAUCUAUAUAUCAGCUAUUUUAUACUGUGUAUUUUUAUGAACUACUAUAAUGUUAAUCUUAAGAGAAUAAAAAAUUCUAAAAAAAAGUUAAGUAAUCUACAGUUGAUUGUGGAUCUCAGUAGUUAUGUCAUAUCAUAAGUAAAAAUUUUCCAAAAGCUCAAUUUCUUUGCAUUGUUACUUUGAACCAAUAUUCUUUAAGAUUGUUGUUGAGUGAAUGUUAUAGUUUUUGGUUAAAUAUAUAUUUUCUGAAAAUCGAAUUCGGGGCAAUUUUAUACCAAAGAAUAUCAUGUUGUUUUGUGACUAUUGUACCAUAAAAUGUUUUACACAAGUUUUGCCAAAUCUUUAUGAGCCAAAUUAUUUACUGAAGUUUUUAUGUACUAGCAUAGCAUUGUUCUAGUAUCUCCAUAUUAUUUAAUGUUAAAUUCAUUAAGCAGUACUCCGGCUAACAAUAAUGGCUGCUUGUAGGAAUAUUAAAAGUUCUCAUCACAAUUUUUACAAAACUAAUAACCUGUUACCUUACUCCUUCGCAGCUACACGUUUAAACCUAUUAAAUUAAUCAAAUGUUAUAUGCCUUUUGCAAUAGUUGUGUAUUGCAACCAUACAUUAAAGUGCCUAAAUACAGCAAUAGUGUAAACAGUAUUAUAAAUUGUUAUGCAACAGUGAAAAUAUUGUUAAAUUGUAAAUAUGUAAAGGUCUCGCAUUACUUAAUUACCAAAUCAUGUACUUGAGUAUUAUUGUCAUACAUAUACCAGUCUCUGUUUCACUUGGAUUUCUUCAUGAACUGUCAGAUACUUACUGUAAGCGGUCUCAUCGGGUUUCAUUUUAUAUUUGUUUUGUAAUUAUGUACAGACACAAGUUAAUAGCACAUUGCUAAGUACCUUUAUAGUCUAUUUCAAUUUUAUUUACUUAUUAUUUUAAAUGUAUAUUGUAAAAUAUGGGAAGUUUUUGAUUUAUCAAUAAUCGCUUCAUCUGACUUGUUUAUUUUGCUGUAAUGUGCAGCUAAAAUAUAUUCAAUAUAGUCGUCUACAACUAAUAAAUCUCUUGUUGCUCGAUUUUGAUUAUUACAAUAAUUUAAUGAAGUCGCGCUGAAUAUAUUACGUUCAUUAAUUAACCAAAGUUCCUGUGACCAUAAAUAUUAUAUAAGUACUCGAAAUUCUUGUGAAAAAUAGCUUUUUACUACAAAAUGUUACUGUUAUUGUUGUGUAAUGUUAAAUCACUUGUUUUCAAUGUUUAUUUUGUGUUAUACAUAGCUUCUCAUGCUCGAGGCUGAACAAUGUCUUCCAUGAAAAUAUAACUGGUCUGGCCAUAGAUAUUGUUGCUAUAUAAAUAUAUGUACUUAUACACUAACAGAAUUCAGAAUAGGCCAUCACUGUAAGUGAUAUUUAUAUUAUCCUCAAUUUGAGGUACUAAAGAAAACAAUAUUGUAAUAAUUUAUGUUCCUCAGGGUUCCAUUGUUUUGCCGAUAUAUAGAUUUUAUCAGUAAUACUAUAGUUUACAACAGUGUUAUGGCCAGACUGACUAUACGUCAAUUUAAUCAUGUUAUUCGUCGUGUAAAAAUCUUUGGAAUAUUGGUUUUAUUUCCUUUGUACAUAAGAAAAUUUACAAGAAUGUUUAUUCGUCAUAGACAUUCAUGAACAAGCAAGGAAAUAUUCUUUACAGUUUACUUGUUUUGUAUACUUUAGAGCAGUAAUGUGAAUUGAAAGUUUUACUACAUAGCUAAAUAUUACUUAUUAUUUUAACAUUUAUUUAAAAUGAACUAUUUAUAUUUGCUGUUGUCAAAAGAUAUAUUACUGCAAUUGCGCGAGUACAAAACGAGUUAACGCGUAAAGCCGUUGAUUUAUGCAAUAAGCAAAAAAUGCACGAACCGUAGUAUAAUUUUUAACCUUUUAGAUGAAAUAUUUGAGUCGUAGUUGUAACGCAGGAGAAUAUUUUUAGACUGAUUUAGUUAUUAAAACGUUAUGCUUUUUGUUGUAGUUGAUUAAACCAUCUGAUAAAUUA
This is a messenger RNA of Helicoverpa zea (corn earworm), 2959 nucleotides long. RefSeq names its product MAPK regulated corepressor interacting protein 2. The transcript has 5 exons. Lineage: Eukaryota; Metazoa; Arthropoda; Insecta; Lepidoptera; Noctuidae. Bases 111 to 560 code for a protein of 149 amino acids. The record is from RefSeq and is a predicted model, not a curated record.